Molecule: messenger RNA, 9758 nt
Organism: Vespula pensylvanica (western yellowjacket)
Lineage: Eukaryota; Metazoa; Arthropoda; Insecta; Hymenoptera; Vespidae
Gene: Patronin
Product: patronin
Exons: 26
Coding region: 971-6091 (1706 amino acids)
Biological process (GO): neuron projection development; negative regulation of microtubule depolymerization; cytoplasmic microtubule organization
Cellular component (GO): microtubule minus-end
Molecular function (GO): calmodulin binding; microtubule minus-end binding; spectrin binding
Source: RefSeq, a predicted model, not a curated record
AUUAUAUAGAGGGAGUAAGAGAGAGUGAGAGAGAAAGAGACGAUGAUACGUAGCGAAGCAGCUGACUCACGCGACCGCGAGAGAGAGAGAGAGAAAGAGAAAGGAGGUAUAGAUAAAGAUAGAGAGAGAAAGAACGAACGAACGAACGAACGAAGGCUGCGUUUCGCUUCUAGUAUUCUCUCAAACGUCGAGCGAGAACUAUUCUAUUUUUUUUAAACGUUAGUUAUAUUUUUUAACCCUUUUUUUUCUUCUCUAUCAUUCUUGUGCACCUGUCCAGGAUAUUUCUUAUUUUCAAUGGGAAUUUAAUAGUGCGAAGAAUUCAGUGAAGUUUUGUUGUUAUUGUGGAACAAUAUUUUUUCAAGGAUAUUAAUGUGAAAGCUCUCCUCCUUUUUCUCUCUCUCUCUCUCUUUUUCUGUCUUUUUAUAAUGUAUUAGAAAGGGACAUAAUAAUUUACGUAUAUAUUUAUUUGAGAAUAUAUUGUGUUUACGUGUGUCCUACGUGUGUUCCUUAUCGUCCUUUUACAGAAGUUCCGAGAAUUUUGCUUGAAACGCGUUGGAACAGUGCCACGAUAGAAAAACAGAGAGAGAGAGAGAGAUAUGUAAACAAAAAGAGAGAGGGAAAGAGACGCGUGUUAUUAUUCGCAAGCCAAAUUGUACAACUAUCAAUGUCUCCUUUUAAACGUCGUGGUAUUCGUAUAUUGACUCUCGAAGAAGUAAGAUGGUAAAUACGACAGGCAGGAAUAAGUGUGUUAAUCGGUAUGCGAAUUUACGAAGAACGAGGAACUCGUAAUGGAAACGAUGAUUUCCAAGUGAAAUCCAAUCGUAAGCUUCGCUUAUUAAUUUUUAACACAUAUAUUGUUAUUAUUAUUGUUAUUUUAUGCAUUGUGUUACGGUGAUAUUAAGUGUUAUAUAUAAAAAAAGAAGAAAAAAGAUAAGAGAGAUAGAGAAGAAACAUUAGAAGAUUAGAAGAUAUGGCGAGUGAAGUGAUGCUGGCGCCGACUACGACGCCUGGAGCAUCCAGAAGAGAGAUGGACGACGUCAGAGACAUGAUUAGAAAUGCGACGGUCACUACCAUUUACGCUAAACAACGUGCCUCCGUGAAAUGGCUCCUAUCGAAGGCAUACAACAAUCGAGUACCAGACAACCUUCGCGAGCCGUAUUAUCGUGAUCACGAGGAUCAAGAACAUCUAAAGCCACAAAUCGUCCAUGCACUCUCCAAUGCAGAACUCUACUGUCUCGCUUUGGCGAACAUUUAUUCUGAUCCCAAUUAUCACAAUCAAAAUCACUGCGGUAUAUUGCAAGCAUUGGCGAGAAAGGGCGUGAACGUUGCCGAAUCUAACAAUACUCAGCUCACCGAAACGAUUCUCAUUCAAAAUUCACCGAUUAAAAUGUCUGCGCAUAUGGCUGUGAUAGAAGGCUUGAUGGCCUUAUAUGCGAAAGAAGUGGUAACUGGCGAUCGUGUUGUCUCGGCAAUACGUCGAUUCGAUCCCCAAGCCGAUGUAGAAGUUCCAAACGAUCACGAGAAAGGACUUUUACUUUGGAUAAGCCACGCUUCGCACGCGCUAAUCGCAAAAAUUCAAACUGAGGAGGGUGCCGGUGACAAGACAAGAUUACCAGAACUGCCAGCCGCUAAAGAUUUCCAAUCUCUCUGCGAUGGUGUUGGACUCGCAGCCGUCGUUGCCUUUUAUUGUCCUGGCGAACUGAAUUGGAUGGACAUCAGGGUGUCUAAGAGACCUUCUGUUGCUGAUGCCUUGCAUAAUCUUUCAUUGGUGCAUACAUUUUGUACCAGAUGCUUACCCUACUCUAUUUUCCAUAUGCAGCCUGAAGAUGUUACGUAUAUGAGAGGAUCUAUGAAACCGAAUUUGGUCGUUUUUCUGGCGGACAUGUACAACGUCUUGGAAAUUCAUCCAGCUAAAUGUGUACGAUAUCCUGGCGAGGAGAGGGCAAUGCAAUUCUUGGAUGCGUGCCCGCGCAAUAGUCAUGGCGUAGCUCAUAAAAGAAGUCUACCACAGUCUAUAGCUCCGAUACCUGAUCUGAGAAGCAACCUCUCCGUAUCCGCGCCAGGCUUCACAGUUGCAAAAAGCGUGCCAUCCAGCACUGUAAAGAAGUCACAAUCUUUGCAACAAACUGCCGAAAGUCAUUCUUACGACGAUAGAAGGGCCGGUAGCGAGGAAAGUUUCGUAGUACAUCGUGGAAAAGGUAUUCCUACUUUGAGCUCUGUGGCUGAUGAAAAAAUUAUUGGUAGAGCGGAGGCAGCUGGACGACCAAGCAAUUGGGAAGAUCAGAGAAGAACUUCUUAUGCUGGUCGUCGAUCCAGACGUAAUAGUGUUACCGAUGAUUCUCAAUUAACUAUUGAAAAUUUUGGUGGAUCUCAGGAUAAUUUACAUAACUUUGGUAGAAAUCCGGAUAAAGAAGUAGGAGUGUAUACUGGUAAAAGAAGUACCACCGAACCAACUCUCCCUGCACGUUCGAGUGUUCAAGACGUAUAUGGAAGUGGUGUUCAACAUAUACUUGCUGAUAAUGGUUAUAAUAAUGAAGAACCAUCCAGGUUGAGAAGACAAGCCUCAAAUUCUAGCUUGGAUAAUGUUGCACUCAAGAGCAUUUUACAUUCCAGUGAAAAUGAUAAUAACGAUGGUAGUACCACUAAAUUAUCCAGUUUCUCGAACCUCAGUAAACAGAGUAUGGAAAAGGGGAUCAAUCUCACUUAUACCGAUCAAGAAAGAGAUGAUAACUCUACAAAAUCUAAUGUCUCGAGUAAAAAGUAUGGUCAGAGUAAUGGAAAUGGAAUUGCAGAGAAAAAGACUACAUUUGCAACAUUACCAAACACGACAACAUGGCAACAACAAAGUACACAGCAUUCUCAACAAAUAGAACAUCAAUCGAUCGACGAAAAUGGUGGUAACACUGUAAUGGCCUCGCAGCUAAAUAAUAUUAGAUUAAAGUUAGAAGAAAAACGUCGUCACAUCGAGAAUGAAAAAAGAAGAAUGGAAGUUGUUAUGUCGAAGCAGCGACAAAAAGUUGGAAAAGCUGCUUUUCUACAAGCGGUUACAAAGGGUAAGGUAAAGUCUCCUUCCUCGUCAACAUCUGGGGGGGACAGUCCGGAAGAAAUCGGUCCCCCCACCCCAGUAACCUCUGCAUCUUCGGGGGAGACCCCAACAAGUGUAUCUGAGGCCAUUCCUGUACCCCAACAACCCUCUCAAGAAAAACCACAGAGACCCUUCUCGCUCAAGGAAAUCAGCGAAGAUGUUCGAGACGUAGAGCAUAAAUGGUUGGAGCAAGAUGGAAGUGCACCGUUUAUUGAAACAAGGCGUACUCCGGACAUAGAAAAUAUGGAUCUAGAACAGUAUCAUCAAUCUAUAUCACUAAUGAAUAACAGCCUCAGUGAAAUACAAGCUGAUAUACAACGUUUAGCUAAUCAACAAAAUCAAAUACAACAACAACACUUAAUGACACAACAUCAGCAACAAAUGCAACAACAAUUGCAACAGUUGCAAAGCCUUAGUCAACAGCAUAUGCAAUCUUAUGGUAUGUCUCCAAUGAGUACAUUAACUCCAAGAAUACAAGAUUCUCAACAAUCACAGUUUUAUUUACACGAUCAACCGCAGUUACAAAGGAGAACAUGGGGACAACCUCCGCCAAAUCAGAAUUUAACUAACGAAAUGAACGUUGGAUACCAACAAUCUAUCGAUUCGCGAUUCAAUCCACAAACCACUGCUUACCAACAAGAUAUGCGUUUAUAUCAAGAUACAAGAAGUUGGAAUACUCAUCCAUCGCAACAAAAAGGUUUUGUAUUUCAUGAAACAUCUCAAGAGCCAAGGUAUCUUAAUGGUGGGGAUCAUAGUCUUUGUAAUAAUCAAAUGAAUCAGCCUGUUUCCACUUAUCCAACAUCUGCGUCACUUUUUAAUCAAACUGCAUCAACGACUGCUAGUCCUCAACAUCGUAACGCCAUUCAUCGAAUAAGUCAGUUAAUGAGCGAAAGUCCAGAAUCUAAAAGGCCAACCGUACAUCAUAUUCCAAUGACCUGCGAAAGUCCAACUGAAAAAAGGCAAUGUGCAACUUUACAUACUCCUGUUCCAGCUCCACCUGUUGAUGAUAUGAAACCACAGAAUAUAUCGUUCAUUGGAAACGACGAUGAAGUCGUACAAGGUAUACGAGGUUUGCAUAUCACUUCGGGUAGUCGAACAUAUAGGAUACCAUCUCCAACUAGGCCUUCGAUAUCACGAAAUUCUUUUCAACCUCAUCCAUCCCUCAGAGAAGCAACACCGUCUCCUUCGAGAACCCCAGAAGUUACACCGCUCGAUCCUACAGAUGCCGGUGAAAAGGGUUUCUACAUUUCAUUCGAUAACGAUGUGCCUAAGAAGCCAAAACCAACUCUUAGAGUUAAAAGAACAUCUCCGAAGAAGGAAAGAAACGUGUCUUCUUACAUAGAACACGAUGACUACGCAGUACGUACAGAAUCGCCACCUGUUAGUGUCACGGAAAGACAAAAACAAUUAGAAGCGCAAAGAGAUUUAGAAAGAGAAAGGCAACGUCAAGCCGAAGAGAGAGAAUUUCAUAGACAAGAAAUGAGAGAUAGAGAAUUACAAAAAGAAAUAGAUAGAGAACGUCAGAGAGAAAGACAACGUGAUAGUAGUACGGAAGGUCGUCAGUCUAGUAGUGCUGGUUUAGUUAUUGGAAAACAGUUGACAAAUCCUGAUCCAAAUUCAUUAGACGAGAUGGAAAGAAAGAAAGAACGGAUAAUGUUACUGUCGCUGCAGAGAAGACAACAGCAAGAAGAAAUGAAAGAAAGAAAGGAAGCUGAAGCUCAAGCACGUAGAGAACAAGAGAAAUUAAAAGCAGAAGAGAGAGCACGUAAGAAGGAGGAGGAAAGACAGAGGAGAGCAAACAUUUUAGAACAGUAUAAAGUUAAGAAAGCCAUCGAGGAAGCGGAAAGAGAAGGAAAAGUCAUCGACAAAGAAUUGUUAAAUGCAAUAAAACCAACCAAAUUACGUAAUAAGACUGCAACGACGCGUCCACGACCAAAGACAAUUCACGUAGACGCUGGUACGGAAUUGGAUUCUGGAGCUCUUACGCCUAGUCGUGGAAAGAAAGGUUCUUCCUCUAAUUUGAGUACAGCGUCGCUGACCUCCCCGACGAUGAGGCGAGACUACUACCGAGGCUCGCAGGACAGUCUUACUGCUGCUCACCUUGAUGAUCGACGUUCCGGCCCCCUUUAUCGGGGCGGCAGCCUCAGGGUAUCUUCCGUAGAUUCACCCGAUGAUGGUAGAGGUUCAUCUCCCUGUCGAAGCGUAAAGCAGCUUGGAAGACGUGGUUCCUACAAAACAUCAAGAGAUGUGCAGGAGCCUCAGCAACAGGUUAGAGGCAGGCCUAAAUACCCGACUUACCAAAACUUUAAGGGAAGAAAAUCUAAUUCCUUGAUGAAUUUGUGUGGUUCGAGUAGUGAUCAAGACGGUAUGAUGUGUCGGUACACAGAUACGGAUAGCGGAUUGGGUCGAGCAACACCACCUAGACGUGCGCCUAGUCCUGGUAUGGGAAGUAUGAGACAUCUUCCAUCACCAUCGGGUCCUGGAUCCUUGCCACCUGGUCUGAUGACAAAAAGAAGAGUCUUUGACGAUGGUAGCAGCGAUAUCAGCAGUACACCAAGUUCGAUGAUGGAUUAUAGUGGUCCAAGAUUGUAUAAACAACCUACAACUAAAUCGAACCGUGGUAUUAUGUUGAACGCUGUUGAAUAUUGCGUGUUUCCUGGUACAGUCAAUAAAGAAGCCAAGAGAAAAGUUUUAGAUGAAAUAGCUAGAUCGGAAAGCAAGCAUUUCCUCAUAUUGUUUCGAGAUGCUGGUUGCCAAUUCCGUGCUCUCUAUUCUUACUGUCCAGAUCGAGAAGAAGUAUCGAAGUUGUAUGGCACUGGACCUAAACAAGUCUUCGAUAAAAUGUUUGAUAAGUUCUUUAAAUAUAAUUCUGGAGGAAAGUGUUUCUCCCAAGUUCACACAAAGCAUCUGACUGUAACCAUAGAUGCCUUUACGAUACACGACAGUCUUUGGCAAGGUAAAAAAGUGAAUUUACCAAACAAAAAGAACAUGCCUCUCGUCAUAUAGUUUUACACAAGUGUCACUCUUAACAUUAUGCUACCAUGCCCUUUCUUGUUCAUAGUUACUAUUUUAAUACAGGCCCAUAUUAAAUUAAUGCAAACGUUGCGUUCUUAGUCAAUUUUAUAAGGACACCCGAUGAUCGGUGCUGACUCGAUUAUUAAUUAUGUUACGAGUUGUGCGAUCUUUCCAAGAUUUUUAUUUUCUUUUUUUUUCUUUCUUUUAUAAGAUUGCACGAAUCAUAUUUUUAAACAAACAAUGUCAUUAGAAUAUUUCUUUUUUUUUCCUUUUUCGUUCUCUCCUUUUUUCAUUUCCUGUCUUUCUUUCUUUCUAUUUUAUUCUUCUUUAUUUUGUCUCUUAAUUUUCUACUGCGUUGAUCUCAGCACCGAUUUUUGUGUCAUAAGAUUACCAAUAUUUACGAUAGGAACGGUUUGUUGCCGAUGCGUAAUAUUCGUGCGGAUUAACUCUCGACAUGUAAUCUUGUAAUCACGUAAACUGCUGUGUUGCAAAUGGAACGCAUGACUGAUAUCAACGUGUUAUUCAUUUUCCUAAGUUCACUUUUGCAAGGAGAGAGAGAGAGAGAGAGAGCCAGGAUUAUCGCAUUUUCAUGUUAACAAAAGUCUUGUCUUACUAGUGCAUAUAAUGAUGUGAUUCGCACAGGUUUUUUCCAUCUUUUUUAGAUAUAACAACAACAAAAAAUAUGUGAAUUAAUAUUAUUUUUAUUAUUAUUAUUAAUAUUACUAUUAUUAUUAUUAUUAUUAUUAUUAUUAUUAUUAUUAUUAUUAUUAUUAUUAUUAAUCUAGUACGAUUGGCUUUUACGAACAGUUAAAAAUUAAGCAGACGGGGGAUCAUUAAUUUUCACAUAUGUCGUAUUGAUGUAUUAAAAGACACAAGAGUGAUACUGUCAUUAAUGUUGUUAUUUAUAUUGCGAAAAUAAAUGAAGCUUUAGCUCACUCCAUUUUACAAUUUAAAAGUAAUAAUUUCUUCUUUCCUUUUUCUUUUCUUAAUAUAUCUUUACAAAGGCUAAAAUUGUUAACAUUUCAAAUUCACUUGUAUUAGAUCAAAGUUGAUAAAUGAUUCUUCGUCUUGCAUAGUAUUUGCAACUGUUGACGGUUGUAGCAUAUAAUGUAAUUUGUAAUUUGUAAUUUGUUUGAGGAGAAGAAUGUGUAAGAAGAACAGCUCACAGACUAUAAAAGUAGUUUUGUAAAUAAAUAAGUUGAGAAUGAAAAUUAGUGAAGAAAAUACCAAAUCAGCCUUAUGGUCAAUCUGGGCAUAGUAUAUAUAUAUAUAUGUGUAUACAUAUGUGUGUGUGUUUGUGCGCGCGUGUGCGUGUGUGUACGUAUAUACAUAUAUAUAUGUAUGUAUAUAUAUAUAUAUAUAUCGUGCAAGAAUGUUUUUCUUUAUGAUACAAAGAGUAUAUGCAUGAAUUCGAAUUGAACUAUAAAAUGUGCCGUCAAAUGUAUGCUACUGAGAAAAAAAGUGAUUGUAACUCGUCAACGAGAAAUGAAAAAGAAGAAAAAAGAACUCGACUAAUAUUUAUUUUUGAUUACUAACAAAUUUUGUCGUCUAUUGUAAACCCGUAGUUUCUCACACAAUGUCUCCAUCCCUUUUUUUUAUCAAUUAAUUACUCUUUGUGAUCAUCUUGUAAGAGGAUAGUGGAAUAUGGUCGGUGUCGCUGUCGAUAAUUUAUAUUCUAUAUUCAGUGUAUUUGAACGCAUUGUAAUUGACAAGAAAAUUAUUUCUAUACAUUUUUGUAAUUCUCUUCAGUCUGAUUGAUAAAACACCAUCCAUAAUCUGUAUUCCUCAAGAAAAAGAAAAAGAAAUUGAACAAAAGAUAUGAGAUUUUAUAGAAAAAAAUUACGCCUAGAAAUGAUCAUUUUUCUUUUUUCUUAUCUUUUCUUUUUUUUAAUAUUUUUUAUCUUUUACUUUAUCUAAAAAGAAUGAUUUAUAAAUGAAAAUUAAAUUAGUAUCUUCUUAAUUUUGUCUCGUUUUGUAUCGCAGAGAAUGGUAUAUCUCAUUUCAAUUACUAUUUUCUAGUGGCAAGUGUGCCAAUUACAAUUCUUCCUUUUUAUCUUGUUUUAUAUAUAUAUAUAUAUAUUUUUUUUUUCUUUUUUAUAAGAGAAUGAGAUAUGCAUGGUAUGUAUAUUGAUGAUUAAUUAGUUUGAUAACAUAUAAAGGAAAAACUAUUUAUAUUGUGCCAUAAAUUUAACGUCCGCCUUUCGUGUGCGACUGGCAUUGGCUCUUUUUGUCUUUGGCAAACGACUAAUCUUUUAAUGAAAGAGUAAAUACGAGUUUUUUAAUACGAUAUAUUCCUAUAGAUACACGAUGAGAUAGUGUUUAGAUAGAAACGCGAGAAAAAUAUUUUAUAGAUUAAUAUGGAAGGUCUAUCUCUUUUAUGUAAUUCGUCUUAUAGUGACAUUUUUAGUUAAGUAUAAUCAUCAACAAACUAAUAUUAUUAUUAUUAUUUUUAUUUUUAUUAUUAUUAUUAUUGUAAUAUAAUGUGCAAAAUUGCAAUAUUUUAUUUCUGAAAUGUUUUAGCAUUCAACAAUUUAGUCAGAUUCGAUAGACCCUUCAUAUUUUUGUAUAAUUAGACACAUAGACACACACGUCCACACACUCACACACAGAAAAGAGCAUAUUGAUUAACAUUAGAAACGAAAAAAUUAUGCGACAUAUCGAAUUUUCUCAAACUUUCUGCGGUCAUUCGAAAAAUAUAAUGUAUGUAUAUUUUCCAUUGGACAAUAUGAAAUAGUGAAUUUUGUCAAAUUCCGAUUAGACAAUUCAUUGUCCCGUCAAAAUUUUUUCAGUAGGGACUAAAAAAAGUAAAAAAAAGAUAAAAUCCGUCGAUUGUGGUAUCCAAAGAGUGUCACUUAUUAUAUUCUCUCUACUAUAAAUCUAUUAAUUCAUUCAUUCAUUCAUUCAUUUAUUCAUUAAAAUAUAUUGCCGUAAAACGGUGAAAAGUAGAAGAAGCUGUGAGCCACCUGUGUCUCUCAGUUAUGGUCCGAUUUGACAAUAUUGAAUAUGAAAAUACUAUGCGCCAUAAAAUGACUUUAAUAAGGUUUGAGGUGCGAAUCGCUAUAAUAAGUUCACGAUGACGAUGACGACGACGACGACGACGACGACGACGACGACGAUAACGACGAGAUUAAUAAUGAUGAAAAAUAAUAAUAAAAAAAAACGAAACAAAAAAUUAUAAUAUAUACAUGCAUAUAUAUACAUAUACAUAUAUAUAUACAUAUAUACACAUAUAUAUAUGUAUAUAUAUACAUAUAUAUAUGUAUAUAUAUAUAUAUAGUCACUAAUCUUAAGAGUCAACGAGAGACCAUUUGGCUUUAUGAAAGAAAGAAAUUGAAUACGAAAAGAGCUACGAAAAGAUACGAAAGUUAUAAUGUAGCUAAAAAUUGAGAGGUGAUUGCUUGUGCUUGAUAUUUAUAUUUUUCAAAGGGGCGAUAUAUUAUUAGUGAGCUGUUGGAUUUGACGUUUAAUGCAUACCGUUUUAAACAAAAAAAAAAAAAGGAAAAUGCUAAGCGAGCGACAGAGUGUGAGAGAGAGAGAGAGAGAGAGAGAGAGAGAGAGAGAGAAACAGAAAGAUUAAAAUAAAAACUGGACUACUGACGUAUUUGUACGCUGCAGUAAUCGCGCUUACUAAUAAUAAAGAAUUACCUUUAUGUAAUAA